AUGAUUCAUAAUCUACUUACUAAGAGAACGGCUGGAAGUCUUUCAAAUGGUGUAGGAGUGAUAGGUACCCGAGGGCUAGUGAUCAAAAGCGCCACCAGAAAUUUAAGAUACCCAUUGAAGCCUACACUUCAUGGUAAUUUGAACAAAAGAACCGUUAAUGUACCUUUGGUAGCAUCUUUUAUUAGAUGUCAAUCAAAUAUAUCGAAUAAUGAUAAAGCUGACGAACUUGCUAAAUCCGACGGAUCCAAGCCGGCUACUGAGGUUACUAAGGUUGACGAGAAGAGUAAAAAAUCUCUAUGGGAAAAAGUCAAGCACGAAGCUCAGCAUUAUUGGGAUGGAACCAAGUUGUUAGGUUAUGAAGUGAAAGUGUCAACUAAAUUGUUGUUCAAGAUGGCAUUAGGUUACGGAUUGUCACGUAGAGAAGCAAACCAGUUACAACGUACCAUUGUAGAUGUGAUGAGAUUAGUACCAUUCUCGAUGUUCCUUAUUAUUCCAUUUGCAGAGUUAUUAUUACCUAUUGCUUUAAAGAUCUUCCCAAACUUGUUGCCUUCCACAUACGAGUCAAAACAAGACCGUAAGAAGAAGAGAGCAAAAUUGUCCAAAACUAGAGUGUCGACUUCUGAAUACAUCAAAAGAACUAUGGAAGAAUCUGGUUUAAAAUUGUCCAAGAAAAUUACUGAAGAAGAAAAAGAGGCCUUCGUUUCUUUUUUCCAUACUAUUUCAAUGGGUAAGAACCCAACCAGAGAACAUUUGAUUCAAGUAGCUCGUAUGUUCAGGAACGAUCAAGUUUUGGAUAAUUUAUCUCGUCCUCAGUUGGUUGCCAUGUCCAAAUAUAUGUCCUUAAGACCAUUUGGCACUGAUUCUAUUUUACGUUAUCAAAUUAGACAUCGUUUGUUAACAAUUAUUAAAGAUGAUAAGGCAAUUGACUACGAAGGGGUUGAGUCAUUAAGUACUCUCGAAUUACAAAUGGCUUGUUCUCAAAGAGGUAUCAAAACUACUGAUGUUUCUCCUGCAAAACUAAGAGAUGAUUUAGCAACAUGGUUGGAUUUAAGAUUAAGACAAAAGAUUCCUUCUACCUUGUUAAUUUUAUCUUCAACUUAUACAUAUGGUGAUGGUUCGCAUGGUCUUGAAACGUAUUAUGAUGCAUUGUUAGCGGUAUUGUCUUCCAUUCCAGAUGAAGUUUAUAACGUUGCUAAAUUGGAAUUAUCUGACGACUCUAAGUUGAAGUUGAACAUCUUGAAGGAACAAGAUGAAUUAAUUAACGAAGAAAACUUGAGAGAAAAGGAUACUGUAAAUAAAGUCAAGGAUAACAUCAAUUUGGAUGAAUACGAAGAUACUGCUACUGAAGGUAUGAAGAUUGAUAAUGAAGAAGCGGAUCCUGAAAAAAAGAAUGUUGAAAAAAUUGAAAAAGAGAAGGACGAGGAAAAAACUGAAAACGCAUCCACUAGCAAUGAAACCUCAGGUAAGAAGAACUAA
Molecule: messenger RNA, 1476 nt
Organism: Debaryomyces hansenii CBS767
Lineage: Eukaryota; Fungi; Ascomycota; Pichiomycetes; Serinales; Debaryomycetaceae
Gene: MRS7
Product: Mrs7p
Exons: 1
Coding region: 1-1476 (491 amino acids)
Biological process (GO): intracellular monoatomic cation homeostasis
Cellular component (GO): mitochondrial inner membrane
Molecular function (GO): ribosome binding
Source: RefSeq, a predicted model, not a curated record